This is a messenger RNA of Symbiodinium sp. CCMP2456, 2916 nucleotides long. The record is from the annotation of a GenBank genome assembly. Lineage: Eukaryota; Dinophyceae; Suessiales; Symbiodiniaceae.
AUGCGUCUGAAUGGUCUGCUUGUCAUCAUCGCAGUCGUCACAUGCUUCGCACCUCUCCGUGCGCACAUUGCGCGCGAAAAUCCUGGCAGACGAGGUGUCCAACCUGAGCAACACCACCUAUCACCGGAGGUGAAGGUUUCCCUCUCUGCAUCCGGGACAGUGACAAGAGAGGAAUUCAGCGGAGCACGAAGCAGCUUGAUGCGGCGAGACUUGAAUUAUGAUGACACAGUUCAGGAUGAGGACGCUGGAGCUGCUGCGGGUGAUCCAGAUUCCGAUGCAGAGUCAGACGAGGCCGAAGACAACGAUGAUGCCAAGGAACCAGCCGCUUGCGACAGUGGCGGUGAAACCACAUAUCGCAGCCCUCGCAGCUUCCAGGUCGAAGCCCCAACUCAGGUUCCUUUCACGCUGUCCCUGCGCAUGCGGUGGACUGGGGACAAUCCGCCGGACCUGACGCCAAAUCCAGCUUGUGUUAUCUGCUGGACGAUUGAUCCGGACACUGCGCCAAGUACCAACAAAGAGCAGUUCUAUCAAGGCUUGGAUGGCCAGCCACCACGAAUUGCGCUCAUGCGCAUGGGGAACGUGCUCAACUACGAAGAGUACGGAGCCGAUGGAGGUACCGGCACCGUCAACCUUUUCACCUCAGGCAAGCAGCUCAACGACGGAGAGUACCACGAGGUCGUCGUUGUUCGCGGGGAGUCGCGAAUUACAUUAUGGAUUGAUGGGCAGCCUGAUUCCUUCAUUAGCAGACAAGCAAAAGGCAACAACUUCCAAAAUGCGGAUCUGCCGGUGGGCAAGCCAAAUGCCAUUACUGGCAAGGCCUCAACAUCGAAUGAGUACUUGCGGAAGCAAGUGAAGAACACAGCCUCCUACAACAAGGUGGACCCGAACAAUGGCAAGUGGGCCUUGAAGGGGGAGGUGACCAAUGUGAGGCUGUACUACACUGAAUUGAGCGCCAACGACUUCCCCAACAGCAAGACAUCUUGCGAGGCCACCACCACGCAAGCCCCGGUGACCUGCCACACCAGCUGUGAUCGCUGUGAUGGUGCUUCGGAGGAGGAUUGUCUCAGCUGCAAGGCACGUCGCUUUUUGCACGACAGAAAGUGCUUGGAACAAUGUCCUGACGGCACCUUCGGGGACUCCGACUCCAAGGCUUGCACCCAAUGUCACGACUCCUGCGGCAGUUGUUCCGGCAGUGGAGAAGCAGACUGCCAGAGCUGUGACAGCCAGGACAACUUCCUGCACAACGGCCGGUGCUUGACAGCUUGCCCUCCACAAUUCUUCGCCGAUGCAAAGAGAGUUUGUGUAAAGCUGGCCGGCAGCGUUGUCGCCUUGAAGACGACCGGUAAGGCUGGAACAUUCUUCGUGUACUCCAACAGUACGAACUGCGUCAAGUUGGUGCCUUUGGAUGAUAAGGAGAAGGAGAACCCAAAGAAAGUCAGCGAUGAAGCGAAAAUGUGGAUGAUCUCGGAUACGGGCAACGGGGAGACCUCCCUGCGUAAUGUCAGAACGGGUAUGGCAUUGCACAUGCUUGCGAGGCCACGCUCACAGACGAAGGAGUCUGGCUGCUCCGAAACUCUGUCCAGCUGCGCAGUGGCACGGCCACCCACGCCAGUCCUUGGACAAGACGAGCUUUGGACGGACAAUGAAUGGGCAAGCAGUAAGUGUGAGAAAAGCGCAUUCACGGUGACGCCAGCAGGUCCAUCGACGAUUGGCCUCAGCAUCGGCAAACGCUACCUUCGCUUUCACAAAGAGGUGGUCAUGAUGUCGGAAGAGGUGGAUGCAAGUGAGCCAAAGCUGGACAAGAGCAUGCGCUUUGAGCCGGUGGUCGUGCUGCCCGCGGUGGCCUCUGAGUUGAGGACCCGAGGGCGGUGCAAGCAGAUGAUCACCCAGUCCCUCCAGUGUUCCGCCGCUGCCGGCGGACAGGCAAUUGAUGCUUUCGCUGACUUCACUGAGCAGAGCCCGGACACCAGCAAGCCGCCUGGCUGCUACUACUACCAGCACGAGAUUUCCGCACCGAAGGGGAGUGGCGACCAGUACAGCGACUUGCCUACGAAGGUGUCCAGACUCGCCCUGAACCUCCUGAGCUCCGACACUGAGGCAAGAAGCAGUGACCUCCUCUCGCAUAGAUUCGAUGUGAGGUCCAGCCGUGUCGUGACCGGCGAAAAUAUCCAGGAUAGCGCCGCAAUCGGUGACAUUCUCGGUCAGGCUUUUGAACAUGGAUGUUUGGCGCAGUGUUUCCGGUUGAAUCAGUUGGAAGGGGCUGCAUUGGACCUAAGGUGCUGCCUAGCCGAGGAUCGGCGCGUCGGAGUCCCAAUCGUGAUGCGGGUGUGCUUUAGUGCCCUCUUUGUGGUCCAGUCCAGUCCAAGUCCAGCUCAGCCUGCUCAGCCCCACAUCCACGUCUCGGCGAAUGCCCUGCGGACUCUGGAGCCAAUGCUGCAGGACGUUGCAGACUUUGGUUCGGAAGAUGGAUCCUGCUCGAUUUGUUUAGGUGCCGACGCCAGCGAAGUAACCGAACUUCGCUGUGGCAACCGGCACCGCUUCCACAAGUCGUGCAUCACAACAUGGAUGGUGGCCAGCCUGGCCAUCAACAAUGGUGUUCCCAGGUGCCCACUAUGCCGCAAGAAUAUCGACGUGGAUCGCCCAGUGCAGGGUGGUUCGCGGAGAGACGUUCUCGACCUCAGCUUGCAGGAACUUACUGCAGUCGAGCGCUUGCUUGAAGACGUUCGAUUUGCUGUUCUCGAGCAGCGAUCCGUCAUUUCGAGCCACGUGGAGAGCCAGGCGGUCGAAAGUGGCUCAAAUUCCCCGUCAACGGCUCAACUGCGAGCCGCGCAGCUGCGAGCUUUGAUGCUGGAAGACCGCGUGGCCGAGCUUCGGUCGGCUGUUUACGAGCUGCAGUCUCGUCUCAGCUUGCUCUGA